UCCCCACUUCAGUGAUUCUAUUUAGUUCAGUUCGCUCGCUCCAGUCGCCAAAGCGCCUUCCUUGUUCAGUCCUACUUCCACUGACCACCUUGAGCUGCCAUUUCUCUCGCAAAUCUCACCUCCCGACCCUCUCGCGAUUCUUCUUCGUCAUCAUCUCCGCCGGCGCCGCCGUCGUCAUGGCCUUCAAUUCCUGGCUCAGCCGCUUGCGCGCCUCUUCUUCCAGGGCCAUCCUCGACGUUUUCCGCGGCCGCGCGCGUUCCCAGCGCCGUCAUUCCUCUCCGGCGCAGGGGGCGCUCGCGGCUACCGCUGCCGUGUCUGGCGGAAGCGACGACCGUCGGUUCUGGCUGUGGUCGAGCGCCUUGGUCCCGCUCGCGGUGGCCGCAUCGGCCGGAUCGCUCGCUCUUCGGUCUUCUCCGGAGCCGUCUCUCUGCGGAGCUCCCGUUGUGGAUGCUGGGUACGGAGUUUUCUCCUCGAUGUGCGUUUCGGUAGGUGUCAAGGUCGGGGGCAAAGGCAGCACGGCAUAUCUGGUGAAAGGCUCUCACAAGGAGGUUCCACAAGAGCUCAUUGAUGAACUUGUGGCUAUCUGUGGGGAAAACGUGACAAUGGAUUAUGAUGAGAGGUCUUUCCAUGGAACGCCCCAAAACAGUUUUCACAAAGCAGUGAAUAUUCCUGAUGUGGUUGUCUUUCCCAGGUCCGAGGAGGAAGUCUCUAAGAUAGUCAAAUCUUGCAACGAACACAAGGUACCCAUUGUGCCAUAUGGUGGAGCUACAUCAAUUGAAGGUCACACAUUAUCUCCCAAUGGAGGUGUUUGCAUUGAUAUGACACUGAUGAAAAGGGUCAAAGCAUUGCAUGUUGAGGACAUGGAUGUGGUUGUUGAGCCUGGCAUUGGUUGGAUGGAGCUUAAUGAGUAUUUGGAACCUUAUGGCUUAUUCUUUCCUCUUGAUCCAGGUCCUGGCGCUACUAUUGGCGGUAUGUGUGCUACUCGUUGCUCGGGUUCUCUGGCUUUGUUAGCAUGUAGGUAUGGAACUAUGCGCGACAAUGUUAUCAGCCUUAAGGUAGUUCUGGCCAAUGGAGAUGUAGUAAAGACUGCCUCUAGGGCUCGAAAGAGUGCUGCAGGGUAUGAUUUGACCCGCCUGAUCAUUGGAAGUGAAGGAACUUUGGGUGUGAUAACAGAAGUUACCCUACGACUUCAGAAACUUCCACAGCAUUCAGUGGUUGCAAUGUGCAACUUUCCCUCGGUGAAAGAUGCAGCAGACGUUGCUAUUGCCGCUAUGCACUCGGGUAUACAGGUAUCAAGGGUUGAGUUGUUGGAUGAGGUCCAAAUGAAGGCUGUUAAUCUUGCUAAUGGAAAGAAUUUGCCUGAACAACCUACAUUGAUGUUUGAAUUUAUUGGCACAGAGGCUUAUUCACUCGAGCAAACAACUAUGGUUCAGAAGAUUGUUUCAGAGCACAAUGGCUCGGACUUUGUUUUUGCAAAGGAUCCUGAAGCCAAGAAGGAACUUUGGAAGAUAAGAAAGGAAGCUCUAUGGGCUUGCUUUGCUAUGGAACCCACUUCCGAGGCUAUGAUUACGGAUGUUUGCGUUCCUUUGUCACACCUUGCCAAACUAAUAGCAAGGUCCAAACAAGCGCUGGAUGCAUCACGACUCACGUGCACUGUAGUUGCUCAUGCCGGUGAUGGGAACUUCCAUACGGUUAUUUUGUUUGACCCUAGUAAAGAUGAUCAGCGGCUGGAAGCACAGAGAUUGAACCAUCUCAUGGUCCACACAGCCUUGUCAAUGGAAGGGACAUGCACUGGUGAGCAUGGGGUUGGCACUGGGAAGAUGAAGUAUCUCGAAGAGGAACUCGGGAUGGAGGCUCUGAGGGCGAUGAAGAAAAUAAAACAAGCCGUGGAUCCAAACAACAUCAUGAACCCAGGAAAGCUCAUUCCUCCCCAUGUAUGCUUCUGAAAACUUUUUCAAAUAAGCAAAGUCUGUAUUGUUAAAGUAUUCGAGUUAUUGAUGUAUGCAUAGACGACCGAUGUAGUGUCGUUAUCGAUGAAAAUAAUAACUGCAUCCCGCUCUCCUCUUGUGA
Molecule: messenger RNA, 2070 nt
Organism: Rhodamnia argentea
Lineage: Eukaryota; Viridiplantae; Streptophyta; Magnoliopsida; Myrtales; Myrtaceae
Product: D-lactate dehydrogenase [cytochrome], mitochondrial
Exons: 18
Coding region: 177-1946 (589 amino acids)
Biological process (GO): lactate catabolic process
Cellular component (GO): mitochondrion
Molecular function (GO): FAD binding; D-lactate dehydrogenase (cytochrome) activity; D-lactate dehydrogenase (NAD+) activity
Source: RefSeq, a predicted model, not a curated record